GGCUAUGAGAUAGUGCGUAUAGAUGUAGUCGGACCAAAUGACAGAAUACUCCUCAUUCAGUGGGAAUACUUCGAACAACUCACAUAGACGAUUUCAAAAAAAAAAAAUACGAAAAAAUAUAACCAAAUCUUUAAACUUAAAAAUUUAAUCAAAUCUUGAAACUUUGACUUAACAAAAUGCCACCUAGAAAGAGAGUGGCCCAUACCAAAAAGAAAACUGAUGACAACGGCGACCAGGUUGUUCAUGGCAGUCAGGUGCCAAGUUGGCUAACCCCAACCAACUCGGAGGCACGCCUCAGUGAUAUAUAUGAAACUAAUCUGAUUUACAGAAAUCAAAGGCCGCAGGUAAUGACAAGAAACGCAGGGAAAUUUGAUUUAAAGCCAAAACAAUCUGAGCAGAAUUUGCUUUACGAUGAUGGGGGACGGGGAAAUAGUAGGGUUUUCCCACAAUCCUCGGCUAAUUAUGACAGGCCACUUACCAGUACUACGCAGAAUACCAUAAAUACUCAAGUUCGUAAAAUCGAUGAACCCUACUCAUAUGGAUCUACAACGCCAAACUUAUCCAGGCGUUCCCAAAGAAACCUAAACAAAAACAAGGAUACUUUGGAUAAUACAUCAACACAACUUCCCAUAUGACCCAGAUGGCCUAAUGUAGAAUCCGAUUUCGAGAGUGCGGAUACCAACCGCGGCAGGGCUAAUAGAGAUAGUAACGCAGAAGGCAAGUUAUCAUGCAAUAACGCAAUCCGUAAAAGCAAAUCAAAAGUUGAAUCUUACUUUUCGGAAGCAGAAGGGAAUCCAAAUGUUAGUUUCGGAAAUAAUAUUCCUAGAAAGGACGUUUCUACAUAUUUUUCGGACGCUGGGAACAGGACCACGAGAAAGCGAUCAACUACAACAAAACAAUUUUUAAUACCCGCAGUGCCCGAGGAAAUUAAAAAAUAUAACGAAGAAUGUGUGAAAAAAGCUCAAGAAUUGAAAAAUAAAAAAGCCCCGAUUCCAGAUAUAAGCAGUAAAAACGUGGAAAACAAGACAGCUGCGAAAAUCGGCUCACUGAAUUAUAAUCCGGCAGAGAAAAAUACAAAGACUAAGCCAUAUUUUUCGACUGUUGAUGCCAAUAUAAAUCUAAAUACGAAAGAAAUCCUUCAGGUGAAAACUAAAAAAGAAAAGGAUCUACAAGAAGCACUUUAUCCGAGUAUGCCUCUGCUUUUUGAUGAUAUCAAACAGAAACCGCCUCCACCCAAAAAAGUGAUUUCUGAUUCAAAUUACCGAUUGGAUGAGAUUUCCCGCCAAAAUGCUUCUAAAGAAGCCAAGAAGAGUGAUAAGUUUUCCUCUAAUUUCAUAACUAAAUCGUCUACACCGAAAAAUGGGCAUAAUGACUUAAGUUUCCGAUUAGAUGAGAUGAGCCGGAAAAAUGCUUCUAAGGAAGCUAAGCGCAGAGAUGAGAAGUUUCCUUCAGUUAUUAUAACUAAACCGUCUACACCCAAAAACGUGAUGACUGAUUCUCGAUCAAUCGAAUCUCGAUUGGAUGAGAUGUGCCGCGAAAAUGCUUCUAAGGAAGCUAAAAAGAGAGAUGAGAAGUUUCCAUCUGUUAUUAUAACUAAACCGUCUACACCCAACAACGUGUACCCUGUUUUGAAAUCUAAAUUAGAUGUGCUGAGCCGCGAAAAUGCAUCUAAGGAAGCUAAAAAGAGAGAUGAUAGGUGUUCAUCUAAUCUUAACCUUAAUAUCUUUCCCAAGUACGGGACUCAAAAUAAUGAAAAUGUCAAUAUUAAUAAUCAUCCAAAACUAGAAGCCAUUCAGAACUUUCAAGUUAGUGAAAACGUUGAUCCUAUUUUUGAUUUUGACCCAGUAAACAAUUUCAGUUAUGAGAUCAAAAACAAAAACCAAAAUCACUUUGAUAUCAACCCAACUGCCGAAGACAAUAAAAGCAUUGAUCAAGAUUUUUUUGAUUUGGUUUCCGCUCUUGGCGAAAGUCCAGAAUCUAUUAAAAAGUACACAAAUAUUGAAGACGAAGUAAUUGAUAAACGUCUUAAUGAUGAAAUUCAAUCUAUAUAUGACGCUAUGAAUAUUAAUAAUAAUAUCUCAGACCCAUUUCAAAACCCUGAACCGUUAAGUGAGGCUGAAAUUGAUGCUCGUCUUCAGUCAGAGCUAGAUUCUUUACCCAUGGUGGAGCCAGAACGUCCACUGGAAUCAACCCGAGAUAGUAUACUGCAAAGACCACGCGAUGCAGUUCAAAAUUUCCCGGAAUAUAACAAACUCCCAAGGCAGAAUGAGCUAUUUAAUCAUCCACUUGCAGCAACAUCCACUAACCACAUGAUCAACAAUGCCAUGGCGGUGGUAGGUCCAGGCCUUUUUCCGGGUCCCAGUAGAGUAGCUCCUAAUCAUCAUCGCACCUUAACACAAGUGCCGAUAGUCACGCGAUUGAAGGGAGCACAAGGUGAGGAUAUAUCUGUAAAGUAUACCACAGGACCGGAUGGGCUUAUCACCAAUGUGCAAAUGGAGCAGCCAUCGAUUGCAAAGGGCAAGGAACUGGAGAGUUUUACCGCCAGUCAGCUGCACCAGAUCUUGCAGAGUGGUCAACCAUAUAUGUCACUGCCUAUGACCAAUCCUGGAGCUAUGCCCAAAGAACCAUUAAAAGUCAAGGAUACAGGUAUUCUACCCGAACAAGCGGUUGAAGAUGAGGAGGUAGACUACGAGGAAAUCGGUGUGGCCGAUACCUUUGCUGCUUACUGGCCCAGCAAGCUCAAAUUUGGAAAGGCACAUCCCGAUCCCGUGGUGGAAACGGCCACAUUGUCGUCUGUAGAGCUACCCGACAUCACUUACCAACUGUCAUUGCCCUCGAAGACCAUGGAUUGUUUGAGUGCCCUUCAGCUGGAGGCUGUAGUCUAUGCCUGCCAGGCUCACGAGCAAAUCCUGCCCAGUGGUGACCGAGCUGGUUUUUUACUUGGUGACGGUGCCGGUGUGGGCAAAGGUCGAACUAUCGCAGGAAUAAUAAUGGACAACUUCAUAAAGGGCCGCAAACGUGCCCUUUGGGUCUCCGUCUCCAAUGAUCUUAAGUUUGAUGCCGAGAGGGACCUAGCCGAUAUAGGAGCCAGCGAAAAGAUCAAUGUGGUGGCCAUCAGCAAGUUCAAAUACAGCCGCAUUGAUUCGGAGGAAAACGAUAACUUUAAAAGGGGUGUGAUAUUCUGCACCUACACCGCCCUCAUCGGAGAAUCUCUAACGGCCAAUUCCUCCAAGUAUAGGACCCGACUCCGCCAGUUGGUCCAAUGGCUGGGCAAGAAAUUCGAUGGAGUGAUUGUCUUUGACGAGUGCCAUAAGGCCAAGAACCUAAGUCUAAUGAACGUUGGUAAGUCCACCAAGACGGGAACUACAGUUAUGGAAUUGCAACAAAUGCUGCCAAAAGCAAGAGUGGUCUAUGCCUCGGCCACGGGGGCCAGUGAACCCAGAAAUAUGGCAUAUAUGGAAAGGUUGGGUCUCUGGGGUUCCGGUACCGCCUAUCCAGAGUUCUACGAUUUCGUAAAUGCCGUUGAGAAGCGGGGCAUUGGAGCUAUGGAAAUCGUGGCUAUGGAUAUGAAGUUGAGGGGAACCUAUAUAGCUCGUCAGCUUAGUUUUAAGGAUGUAAGCUUUCGCAUCGAGGAGGUGCCCAUGUCGAAGGAAUUCCGCAAAUGCUACAACAUGGCUGCCGAGCUCUGGGCCGAAAUAAACAAAAAGUUUCUCAAGGCCUGUCGCCUGAUGUGCAUCGAGAAUAGGGUCCAGAAGAUUAUCACCUGUCAGUUCUGGUGCGCCCAUCAGCGUUUCUUUAAGAACCUGUGCAUCGCCUCCAAGGUGAAUCAUGUGGUCAAGAUGACACGCCGAGCCACGCGAAUGGGCAAGGCAGUGGUGAUUGGCUUACAAUCUACUGGAGAGUCACGCACCAUAGAACAUCUCGAUCGUCAUGAUGGCAGGCUGUCAAACUUUGUGUCUACCUCGAAGAUGAUAAUCCAAUCGUUUGUGGAGAAACAUUUUCCAGCACCCAAACGCGACUCCUUUCACACUCUACUGAAUACCGGACAAUUUGUGCCGGAGACACGUUCUUGUCCACAAAAGGCAAAAAGAGCUAAGAUGAAUUCGGAGUGGUUCGACGAUGACAUGGAUGCCGAGGCCGGGGAGAGCGAUAUUGAGAUGUAUGAGAGCAACUGGAGGCCAGAUGACGACCGUUUGAAAACUGGACAGAAGCGACGGGGACGUCCACCCAAGGCCAAGAUGGAGAAGAUCACCAUGCAGGAGCGUAUACUGGUGCACCUUCACAAUAAUAUGAAGGCUCAGGAUAAUGAUGCCGACGCCACGUAUACUUUUGACAACACAAAGCCACAAAAAGCAAAUAUCACCGAACGAGAUGUGGAACGUUGUAUCAAUUCCCGUGAGUUACUGCUGGAAAAGAUCGAGAACUUGGGAAGGAAAUUGCCACCCAAUACACUGGAUAAACUAAUCUCAGAACUAGGUGGCACCAAUAUGGUGGCAGAGAUGACAGGCCGUCGUGGAAGAGUGGUACGAUCUGAUGGCUACAAGUAUGAGCCACGUGGCGAGGAUGACUCAACGAUGGACCUGGUCAACUAUCGGGAGAAGCAGCGCUUUAUGGAUGGCAGUAAACACGUGGCCAUCAUUUCAGAGGCGGCAUCUAGUGGAAUUUCUCUACAAAGUGACAAGAGAGUGUCCAACCAGCGUCGUCGUCUGCACAUCACACUCGAACUACCGUGGAGUGCAGAUAGGGCCAUCCAACAAUUUGGACGCACUCAUCGCUCCAAUCAGGUCAAUUCACCUGAAUAUGUAUUUGUGAUUACAGAUCUGGCUGGGGAGCGGCGUUUUGCCUCCACGGUGGCCAAGAGACUGGAGAGCUUGGGUGCUCUGACCCAGGGCGAUCGACGUGCCACCGAUGCCAGGGAUCUUUCCCAGUUCAAUAUCGAUAACAGCAUUGGUCGCAAUGCUCUGGAUACUGUGAUGCAACAGCUAGUAAACGCUAAGCCUGUGGAUCCUGCCGAGAUACCCCAAUCAUAUGAAGGUGAUUUUCUUUACGAUUGCUCAGUGUCGAUGGCCGGUGUGGGAAUGCUUAAUGUACGCGAGGAAGACAAGGUUAAGGUGUUCAGCGUAGAGAAGGAUAGUAGUAACAUAUCCAAGUUCCUUAACCGAAUUCUCGGCUGUCGCGUGGAGAUCCAGAAUGCUCUGUUCAAAUUCUUUCUAGACAAGAUGUACACACUGAUCAUGCAAAUGAAGCGCACGGGGCGUUUCGAUCUCGGAAUCCUAGAUCUGGAUGCCCAUGGAGCCAGUGUUAAGUCCGUUAAGUUGAUGAGGUUCAUUAGGAAUCAUGCCACUGGAACUGCAGCCACUGAGCUGCACACAGUGACAGUGGAACGGGGCAUGUCAUUCGAAGCAGCUUUGGCCAAAUAUCGAAAGGAGGGCCAGCACGAACAUGAUGGCUUUUAUAUUCUACAGCAGCUGCGGCAUAAUAAGAACGCCUCCAUUUUGUGUCUGCAAUCACAGCCCAAUUCGACAGAUGGAUCCACUGGAAAGGUCAAUUUGCAAAUCUUUCGACCCAAUACAGGUCCCCAAGUGCGCUUGGAGUCACUGAACUCUAUUGCAUCACGAUAUAUAAAGGUAAAGCCAGAAGAGGCCCGUGAUUUGUGGCAGAAGCAGUUCGAUUUGUGCUUGAAUACCUGCUCCCAUCUAUACUGGAAUCGGAAGUGUCCGUGUCCGACGGCCUGUGAAGUUGGACUACGAGUUCGCACCUACCACGUGCUCUCUGGGUUAAUGCUGCCUAUUUGGGACCGAAUCGAACAGCUUAUAGACAAAAGCGGACAUAAGAUCCAGAUCAUACGCGUCAAGACCGAUGUUAAUAAGAAGAUUGUGGGCACGGUUGUACCGCAUGCAGUCUAUAAUGAUCUGGUGAAGGAUUUGUCCACGGACUCUAUCGUGGAGAGCCUUUAAAAGUUCACCACCACCACCUCACAUACCCUAUAUGUAUGUAUAUACAUUAUAUAUAUAUUUAUAGCAUGCAAUCGACGCAGCCAGUGCUCUUCUAUUGCCACUUUAAAAAUAUCAACUCAAAUUGUGGCAUUCAAUGCAAUACAUGUGGCGUAAGCUUUCGCUUUUUCAAAAUGCCAGGCACGCUCCACCAGCUCCACCCAGGAGGAGCAGCACCACGCCGCUGUUCCCGGCCAUAAACAAUGGCCACAAAAGCACAUACGGGAAGACACUUACAGCUCGUCUGCGUGCGUAUGUGAUUCAUAUGUAUUGUCUGCAGUGCUGCGGGGUCUGCUACAUAAGCACCGGAAAAAAUAAAACUUGACAUCAAAAAAUAUAUGGAUUUUAAUUUAAUGAGAGUAAGAACUAAGGUUUUCCAUUGAUUUUAAAAACCAUUUUCAAGGUCUUUUCGGGUUAUUCACUGAUUUUUAAAUUUCUGUAUUGCUUAAAAAACAUAAAUAUUUUUAAUUUUUCGUGCAGCAUUUAUUUCCUCAGUGCUGUUUCUUUUCCAGUUCUGCACUCUUGGGGGAAUCUGUACAACGUCUGUGAUUGCAUUGCAUGUUUUGUCUUGUUUCCAUUGCUAGGAGACCAACUAAGGCUGCCCCUCUCGG
Messenger RNA from Drosophila eugracilis, 6604 nucleotides. RefSeq names its product protein strawberry notch homolog 1. The transcript is spliced from 3 exons. The coding region runs from base 1191 to 5957 and encodes 1588 amino acids. Gene Ontology annotation, molecular function: chromatin DNA binding; histone binding. Gene Ontology annotation, biological process: regulation of DNA-templated transcription. NCBI's taxonomy places the organism in Eukaryota, Metazoa, Arthropoda, Insecta, Diptera, Drosophilidae. Gene Ontology annotation, cellular component: nucleus. The record is from RefSeq and is a predicted model, not a curated record.